Messenger RNA from Rotaria socialis, 2256 nucleotides. NCBI's taxonomy places the organism in Eukaryota, Metazoa, Rotifera, Eurotatoria, Philodinida, Philodinidae. The record is from the annotation of a GenBank genome assembly.
AUGGACGGUAGUGAAACGCAAAUAUCCUAUCAGACAGAUUCUCAAGCAGCAGCAUCGGCAAUGGCCAAUGUCGAUGCCCAACGUCCAUUAUAUACAGUGCCUGGUAUCCUUCAUUUUCUUCAACACGAAUGGACUAGAUUUGAAAUAGAACGACAACAGUGGGAAACGGAACGAGCUGAAUUUCAAGCACGUAUUGCUUUUCUACAAGGUGAACGACAAGGACAAGAAAAUCUAAAGAAUGCACUUGUUAGACGCAUUAAAAUGCUUGAAUAUGCAUUAAAACAAGAAAGAUUAAAAUUCAAUAAACUAAAAUAUGGAAGUGAAAACGCUCCAGUAGAAGAUCAUAAAUCAACAUCGAAUGAUGCACCACAUUAUGAUGAUGAUGAAAAUAAAGAUGGUGCAAAUUUAGGUUAUGGUGAUAAUAGCGUAUCAUUUAAACAAGGCCGUCAAUUACUUAGGCAAUAUUUGAAAGAAAUUGGUUAUGUUGAUACAAUAAUUGAUAUACGUUCGACAGCUGUUAAGAAACUACUUGGAAUUAAAAGUGAAACGAAUUUCAAUGCAAGUAAUAAUAACAAUAAUAAUAAUAAUAAUAAUAAUAUCAGUUUAAAUGGUGACAUUAAACCGUCAAACGAAUCAAAAAGAAUCAUUCCAAAUAUUGUUAAAAAUGCCACAAGCGAUUUAAGUAAAUCAGUUCUCGCAUCACUUGUCUUUCUCAAAGAAGAUCAGCCUGAUGAAGAUUCAAGUGAUGAUGAUAUUGAUUCUAGCCGCAUCAUGAUUAAAUCGAAUAAUGGUAAUACAACGAAUCAUAAUUCAGGUCUUGACACACUUAAUGAUCUCGACGGUGAAGAAGUAGCUCUACAUGAAUUCGAUUUUCUUUCUGGCGAAUCAGCUGCUUCUUCAAAUGUAAAUCAAAUGAAACCCAAUGAAAAUAAUAGUGCUGAUUGGGAUGUUGAUCAAUCUCGAUUAAAUCGAUUGAAAGAAGAAUAUAAACGUGAACGUUACGGUAAACAACAUCAACAUCAUACAAGUAAUUCAUCAUCGAUUCGAAAUAAUUUAUUCGAUAAUGGAAAUGACGAUACAUCUUCUGAUCCGCGAGCAUUUUCAACAGAUGAACAAAUUAAUCGUGGCAUGGUUGACACAAUCAUGUUUCGAAAUAGUAAAAAUUUCAUGGGCGAUAAUGCUAUGGAUGGUCUUGAUGAAUUAGCACGUGUUACAGUUUUGAAUGAUAAUGAACCACAAGAUGAUACAACAGCAACAGAUUCAUCUGAUUUUCGAAAGACAUGGAAUGUUAAAUACGUCUUACGAAGCCAUUUGGAUGGUAUACAUUGCGUUACAUUUCAUCCAGUUGAAUCAGUUGUUAUAACUGGAUCUGAAGAUCGUACACUUAAAUUAUGGAAUCUUGAAAAAGCUGCUGUUCUAAGAAAAUCAGCAUCGACAACACAAGAUCUCGAACCCAUCUAUACUUUCCGGCGGCAUACAGGUCCUGUCUUGUGCGUGGCAAUGAAUCCGUCCGGAGAACAGUUUUAUAGUGGUGGUCUUGAUUCAAUUAUAUCUGUAUGGAAUAUUCCGAAUUCAGAUGUUGAUCCUUAUGAUGCCUAUGAUUCAAAUGUUCUAUGCAAAGUCUUGGAGGGUCAUACAGAUGCUGUUUGGCAAUUAGCAAUAUCCGGUCAAAAAUUAUUAUCAUGUUCAUCGGAUGGAUCUGUACGAUUAUGGGAUUCAAAUUUGAGUCAAUCAUUACAAUCAACAUUUACUAACGAUGGCAUUCCAUUGUCUAUCGAUUGGAUAAUGCAAGAUACAAAUCAAUUUGUUGCCACGUAUGAUUCAUUGAAAACAAUGAUUUUCGACGCAGAAACUGGAAAAGUUGUAACGCAAUUAGCUAACGAUAAUUCAACAGCAGAUGCAAAUUAUCGAGUAAAUAGAGUAAUAAGCCAUCCAUCGCAACCAAUUAUCAUAACUGCACACGAUGAUAAAAAGAUACGAUAUUUCGAUAGUAAUUCUGGACGAAUGAUACAUUCAAUGGUAGCUCAUCUAGAAACUGUUACUGCAUUAGCAAUCGAUCCACAACAGACAUGUCUGCUAUCUGGCAGUCAUGACCGUUCAAUACGUUUAUGGAAUUUCGAAACGAAAAAUUGUAUACAAGAAUUCACAGCUCAUCAAAAGAAGGAUGACGAGUCUAUACAUGACGUUGCAUUUCAUUUAUCCAAACCCUAUAUGGCUAGUGUUGGAGCAGAUUCAAUAGCGAAAAUUUAUGCUUAA